This is a messenger RNA of Rosa chinensis, 429 nucleotides long. RefSeq lists its product as uncharacterized. The transcript has a single exon. The coding region runs from base 1 to 429 and encodes 142 amino acids. NCBI's taxonomy places the organism in Eukaryota, Viridiplantae, Streptophyta, Magnoliopsida, Rosales, Rosaceae. The record is from RefSeq and is a predicted model, not a curated record.
AUGAACCAGAACAUGGACCUUUGCUUAACUGAGGAUGAACCUGAGAAGCUUACUAGUGAAAGUUCAGAUGAAGAAAAGAAAUAUUUUAAGGAGUGGCAUAAGGCUAAUAAGAUGGCAAAGAAUGUUAUUAGGACUACCAUGUCAGACACAGUUAGAGGUAGCAUAGAGGAACCUGAUCUAGCCAUGGAUUUUCUGUAUGCCAUUCAUGACAUGUAUGGGGAGAGUGACAAGGCUGAGGCAGCUAGGCUGGCAAUGGAGUUUAACGACCUUAAGUAUACUGGAACAGGAAAAGUAAGAGAGCAUAUCAUGAAGCUUAUUGAGAUUAAUGCUCAGCUAAGAGACCUCAACAUGGGGGUCACUGAUGAUUAUGUAGUGCACACUGCACUGCAUUCCCUGCCUAAUAGUUUUAGCCAACUGAGGACCAGCUAA